UGACAAUGAAUAAUAGCAGGAAUUGUUAACAAUUUUUAAACGGAGGAUUUCCUUUAAAUCCUGGCUUCAGGAUUUCCUGAUGUGCAAGUGCCCCCGUGGCAUAAUCUCAGGAAUGUAUUUGUGUAUAUUUACUUUAUAGAAGUAGUGAUCUAAUUCAAAGAAUCAUCAUUGUGAAGCUGCUAUAGCUGUGCUGAAUGGUCCUUGUUCUGGACUUUGUUGUAUGUCUGCUUCAGUCUUUUCACAAAGAGGCUCAUAAAAAUCCCCUCUCUCCCUUUCACCUAUGAUAAACUGAUGAUGUCCUGCAAAAGAGGGUGAGAGUCAGUAAAGAAUUAGAAAAGCUAUUAAAUUUGUUCCUUAUUUCAAUAAAUUUACUUCUGCAUCAUCAUAACCAGAGGAGGAGGGGGUACUUGGCAAUCUGUGUUUGGCAUUUCACUUUUCUGGGAAUUGUUAUACUUUCAACCUGAAAUAAAUACUCUGAAUCAAUUGCUAAUAUGCUACACUGGACACUUUCUACAGUCUGGAGUUGCAAGAAAGACAGAGUUUUGCAAGAUGCAUAAGGAUGUGUCCUGUACUAGAAAUUUCGAUCCCUGGACUGGGUGCAGUGACCUUUGCAAGCGUAUUAUAAGCCUGAAAAGAAACAGCUACUGCUAGACCUGAGCGCUUCAUUUUCCACUUCUACCUCAAAUUACCAGUACUCAAAAUUUAAAUAAGUGAUUAGAAAAGCCUUUUAGUGUAUCAGUGGUCUCAGUAACUCACUCUCUCCUAGUUUACAGACCUAUCUUCUCAUUGUUUGGGAAUACAACUCACUUUGUAAUUUCUGAGUCCUACAUAUUGUUGCAGACACUAUUUCAGCAGGAAUAUCUUCUGGUUUUAUUCAGAAUUGGCUUUUGUGUAUUGCACUUGUAGUUUUAGACUAUGACUCAUUAACAAUUAAAUUUCAUGGUUUUUCCAUGGAUUUCAAAGAAUUCUGAAUCCAUUUUCCCAUAUAUUUGAAUGGGAUUUGAAGUCUUUCACUAGUUUGUAUGGUAUGCAUUUUCUUCUGUUCAAUCACCAUAUGUUUUUUUAAAGAUAUGGAAGAAGUAUAAUUAAUAUCUAAUUACACUAUAGGCUAAGCAAGGAAUGAGUUUGAGAAACUCUUUGGAUGGCUUUGUUUUCCUGCCUGUUAAAUAAUUACAAAAGCACGUUUUGGUCUCUCUCUUCUAGAAUAAUAGAUUCCUUAACAGUCUGAAUUUUUAUCUUCCACAGUUAGUUAUUCAUUCAUGAAUGCACUCCAUGUUGUUCAGAUGCUGCCACUGUGGCUUCUGAAAAAUAUAUAUACGUAUCAUGGUCUUGGAUUCAAUUCACCGUAUGUGUAAAACGGGGAUAAAAAGAGUCUAACCACUUGACGGUCAAACCUACUGACUUCGCUGUGCUGACUUUGUCUUACUGUAAAUGUUUACAAAAAAGGAAAGGUCUUGGUGAAGUGUCUCAGGAUGUCUCUCUGCCUCAGUAGUGUGCUUUGAAACACUUCACCUACUGUAGUCCCACUUGUGCACAGAAUUGUGUAAACUUUCCACAAUGUGCAUGUUUUUGCUGAAUGUGCUAUUCAUGAAAAGAGCAUGGGAGGAGACAGCCCUGCAUUGCACAGAAUAGAAAUCUUAGCGUGUUUCGAAACAUGCCCUGUGGAAGCAACGCAAAUACUUAGGUUGCUUAAUACAGAAUUGUGUAAGGUAGGGUGCAGGUCCUUACCUCCCGACAGAAGUUACAGGAUUUCCCAAGCGUCUUCCCUAGAUCACUUCCUGGCUGCCCCUGCUCUGCACAGGCCACAUCUGGUACCUCCGCACACUCGCAGGGCAGGAUGCCCUUGUCGCUGUGGAGGUCCUGGGCUACCUCACCUUGCCUUUAGGUGGCUUAGAUGUCCCAGUGUCUCCAAUGUAUCUAUACGGGGCUGGCACAAGACCUACGUGAGAGCCAUAAGGUCUGGAGUGUUAAGUGAAAAUCAGGUUUGCUACUUAGGGCUGCAAAGAGGACACCAAAAAGAUCUUUUUAGGUAACUGACUCUUACCCAUAGCGACCAGUUGUCUUUAACACAAUUGGAUGAGCUUCUGUGCAUUAAUUCAAAUGUUUCAGCAGGAUUUUCUUCUUAAUACUCUUGCUUUUAUUACUUUCUGAUGUGAAGCAUAUCGGCAUCAAGUUAUGCCUUUUGAUAAAGAUGAAGGAAUGCCAUACAGGCAGAUGUUAAAACCCUUCUCAAGGCAACUUGUUUUACCUGUAUAAAGCUUCUAGUAGCGAUGGGCAAGUCAAUGGCCUAUGCAGGGCUAACACAUGUUUUCAGUAUCUGCCAGUCUCUGCAUGCAAUGCGUUUACUUUACUUCAUUGAUUACUGUGGUGCUUAAGGGAGUUCUGCAGAUCCAUUAUGUGCUACAUAGACAAAAAAUAGAAUCUUUCAACUCUCAGUGUCUGCUGUUAAAGGGUUGAUGCUUGCCCAUUGUAAUGAAAAAGUAAAGUUGCAAGUUUGUUUCUUUAUAGAGCAGGACUUCCGCAGCAUUGCGGUCAGGCUAACAACUUAUUUGUAUAUCUGGCAGCUCUUGCAUAUGCAUCAAUAUGCAUAUAACUACCAUAUGCUUUGUACGUAAACUAAAUAAAUAAACAUUCAUUGCUAGGCAGAAAAAACCUACACCUGGUGUCAUCCCAGAGAAUACAGGGAGAGAAGCAUGAGAGAAAUGUUUUCAAAAGAGGUACUGGAAGGAUUCUGAUCCUUUGCUAAUGUUUUUCAUUAUAGCUGCAUGUACUGCCAUGGAACUGUACAUUUAUACCUUGUACAUCAGCUGAGGAUCCUGGUAGUUGAAAUAAAAAAGAAAAGUCCUAAAGCUUAAAAAUACCCUCCUUAAAAUUGUUGAAAUUCAACUAACUGAAGGGCUAAGCUCUCUAUUUCAAGCUUGUCUAACCUUGUCUGUUUGUCUAUCUGGGACCUUAAAUAACUUUCUUUCAUGACAGAGCCUGUGCACCCCCCAUCAGGACAGCCACCAAGAGGCAGUUCACUUUCCACACUUCUUUCAGUCCUCAUCUAUCCCCCUUUCUUUUCUGACAGAUGAGACACAGCUUCAUCUAUACAGUGUAGCUGUGCUGUUCUGCAGCUGUUUUUGUGGGCAGGUGAGGUCAAACAAACCAGGUCUUGCACCGAGCCCUGAGGUUUGUGGUCGUGCUGAUGGCCAGAGUCAGCCCAGCUGCAGGAGCUCACUGCAGGGAGCACAUGUGUCACCUGCAUUGCUGGGGUUUUACUUGCAGACAGGAAAGUACUACAGCAAGUGGGGGGAAGGAUGCUUGUACUAGAUGUGCUUCAGUUUGUGCAGUCUGUCCCAUCACCCCUUAGAGACCUGGCGAGGAGGAGAACAGCUGAUUCAGGGGAUGGAACAACGACCUCUUAAAUCACCUGGAUUUUUCCCUUUUUGGCCCUUAUGACAUUACAAGUGUCAGUGUGUGUGGGGAGUGGCAUGAAGCAGAUUUAGAAAAUGGUAAGAAAAAGCAUUCUAAGAAAUUAUACAGGAUCUAGUCUUCUCUUUUUCAUAUGGAAGCACCAUAUCCUGGCACUAUACAAAUAAAACACCAUUGAAGCACUUCACAGCAGCCUUGCAUUCAACUUUGCACUGUUUUGCACAUUUGACCAGGUGCAAAUGACAAUGGAAGGUGCAAAUAAUCUGUAAAACAUUCCUGUAUUGUCUUGGCCACUUCGCAGGGUGUAAUGUACUGCUAGAGCCUAUUUCUUUUUUGUCUCUUUCUCUCAAAUUCCUACGGACAUAGUAAACUUGAGAACUGCCUGAUGAUUCUUGGCUUUACUUCAAGCUGAAACAAAGAUGACUUUGUGUCAUUUUUUCUGGCUUGACUGAAGAAAGUCUUGUGUCAUAAUUCUACAUGACAGUUGAUCUAUGUUUAUGCUAAAGGUUUGAGACGUUUUUGUUUCCUUAUUCUGCUUCCAAAUAUACUUGGUGCUUGAAACUCAACUUACUUCUGGUGUGUAAGACAAUGCAGGGUCAAUGGCUGUGCAUUUUGUUUAGGCAAAAAUAUGUCCAAGCUUCUGAUUAAAUCAAUAUUCACUUACUUAGGUGAUAAAAAAUUUCUUGUUUUCAGGUUUAUGAGAAAAUAGUGGCAAAUCCAAUGGAAAGAAAUAUUUUAAUGUGCAACUUUGUUCCCUAGUACUAUUUCAUACCAAUAAUUUUGCUUUUUAUAAGUUUUAAAUGAAACCCUGCAUCCAUGGAAAUCAAUGCACCUUUUUGCCAUCAACUUGAGGCCAGGAUUUCCACUUUUUAUAUACUCUUCACAAAAGGCCUGAUUCUGGUCUUGAAAAUGCUUAAAAGAAUAAAUUAGCAGUGAUCCCAUCGAGUUCAAUGAGAUUUGUCAUUGAGUAAAGUUUAUUGCUUGCCUAAGUGUUUGGAGCCUGAAGUGCAGAUAGAUGUAGAAGCAAGUUUUUUUGGUACUGUUUUUUUUUUUUUAGACAGUGGUUCCUGAGAACACUUAUUAAAGAAAAUAGAAAGUAUGUACAGCAAAUCUAAAGACCAAAAAUAAUUUAAGACUUUAUUAGAUCUUCUGUAGGACAAGAUCUGCAGUGAAGAGAUGCUCAGUAUAAAUGAAUAUUAACUAUGAUUUAUCCUUGAGUUGGGAAAGCUGAGGGUUUUAAUUUUAUUUCAAAAGUAAAGACUGGUAGAGUUCUGAAAAUAGCAAGUUUUAUAUUCUUUUCUUUCCUCCUGAUAUUUAGAGCACAUAAUAAAUGAGCCACUGCUAAUGUCACAGAUGCUAAUUUUCACAACCAUGACUGAAGUGAUGUUCGCUUCCAUUUGCAUUUCAUUCUAACAAUGAUGAGAGGUGAUGAGUUGAUGAUAAGCUGUUUUCACCGUGCUGCCCGCUGUGCAAAUUUAUGCUUAUAGGCAAAGAUGACACAUAGUUCUGUCAUUAAAGGUCUUUACUGCAUUGCCUCUUGAAGAAAGACUGUUUGUCAAAAUCCAUUUGAACUCUGUUAAAUAAGAAGAAAUGCAUGACAACAUCUGGGCUGUAAUUUUAAGAACCUAGUUCAUAGUGAAAAAAAAUACCUGUGUGCCUUUAUCAGGAAGGGUUCAGAGAAAGAAAAAAUAAUACUUGUAAUAACCAUGUAUGUGCAGAAGGGGUAAAAAGGAUUGCAGGUGACACUUCAGAAGGUGUUUCCUGUCUCCCUCAGGCUUAACAAAAAAAAAACACAGAACAAGGUUAGAGUUAAUCUCGUUUUAUUUUUUCUGUAUGAGUGGAAAGCCUUAAAAAUCAUAUUGCUGCUCCUCCUAUAUCUGGUAUAUUUUCUCCAUUUGUAUUACCAUCUUCUUGAUCAUCAGCCAAUUUUGUUUUUCUAGAGCAGUUUCAGAAAGUUGUUUGCAUCUUAAUGUAUAUGUUAACAUAUCUCUUCUCGUAAGGUCUUGAAUUUUCUUUUCUCACCAGAAAGUAAGAUUCCAGGGUCUUUGUGGGGAAAGAACAAGAGGCUGAUUAGGAUGACCAAACUUCAGAUGUUGACGCUCAGAUCAACACACAGGGUCACUGAGGGUUCAUACAACUCUUGAAUAGCUCAUGCGCCAAAGGGAAAAAAAUGAAAUCUGUGGACUGGUCCAGUCCUGGCCUUUUUGUGUGUUCCCUUGUCUACAUCACCUUUUAAAUUUUCACCAACUUUAUUCAAAAUUUGGGUAAUUUCUUAUUUCUUCCCUGUCCUGGUUUUCCUUCACUAGACAAGCUUAAGUUCUUAAUAGCAGAAUAUUUUAAAACAAGUAAGAGAAAAUUUCCCAAAGAGAAUAUUUUCCACAUUUGUAUUCAUUUUGCUUAGAGUCAUAAAUCCAGUUUGGUUCUUUGUUUUCCGAAGCAAACAAGAGCAUUCAAGAUGUCUGUACCACCUUCUCCAGCCAUUUUUAGAAACCAGGCUAUUAACCACAUAGUUUGUAAUUGUACUCUCUGAUAAAUACAGUAGUACAAUUAUGAAGGUGACAUAAAUCAGCAUUAGUUGCCUUCUAAUAUUUUAAUUAGCUUUACAGAGUGGUUGACAUACUUCAAUAUUGUGUUUCUAGGAAACGCAAAGUAUCCCAAAUGAAACAUUGGCCAGCAUAUCUGUCAUUUCUGGAAAAAAGCAGUAACUAUGUAUGGGCAGGACAGGUAGAGGAUGUGGCCUACAGUUUUCUGUAGGUUUCAACACUCUUCUAGUAAUUUGUGUCAUAGCAUAAAUCCAGACUGAAGUCAUUAUAAAGCCAUCAAUGGCCAGUUGGUAUAAGCAAUUUGUGGGUGGCUACAAACACUUCAGCCAGAAGAAUCAACCCUGUGAUUUGUGGGCAGAAACCUCUGGCAAUACUCACUCCAGAGAAGGCAAAAAAAACCCUCUUCUGGGCCUCAGAAAUCACAUUAUCCCUUAACCUUUAUCUUCUGAAAACUUGCAACAGAGACAGCAGAUUUACCUCAGUUGCUAGAAACAGAUACACUCUCUUCCACAAAUUAGUAAUGGCAGUGUUUUUGCUAGACAUUUUGCUGCUUGGCACCAUGCUCCAGAUUAUAUAUGUUCUGAAUGUUUAGCAAGACGUAUGUCCUUUAAGCCACCCUAAUGGAAAAGUUUGUUUUAUACAUCAGAUGAAGGUGUAUUGUACACGUGUUGAUAUUCCAUGGGAAGAUGAAUGACCAUCUAUUUUUUCCCAAGUGAAAUCUCUCCUGUAUAUCUUCUGGAUCAUACCUUUCUAGCUUCUUGUAUCUUAUUCCACUUAGAGUGCACCCAAGAGGACGUUGUGGUGGAUGCACUUGACCCCUCCCUGCCCAACAGAACCCUAAAUUACACCCCUUUAACAAUAGUUCUUACUUUUUUUUCCUCUUCCCAGACUUCCAGCCUAGGGAAAAGUUUGGAGAUUUUUAACUGCUUCAUGGAAGCUUCUUCUUUGACUAUUCAUAUUACAUACUGUACUGCUACUUUUUUCUCCACACCUCUUUGUUUUGUUCCAUGUAUACACAGAAAUCUGGAUAACAGCUUCACCUGUACACAAUCUUCAGGCUGCUUAGUUGCCAGUCGUAACACCUACUGCCAUCUUUCUGCUAAGCUGAAUGUCAGCAGCAAAAGGUCUGUCAUCUCUAACCAUCACCCAGCACAAGCUUUGAUGUCUUUUUCUCUUUUAUAAUCUUCACAAGAACAACCAAGCAACCUCACACUCCUGUCCUUGAUUUCCAUGGGAUGCUGAAUGGUUACUUCCUUGAGAACCACAGGAAACUCGCACGAGCAGCUUUGGAAGCUUUGACCGUUUCAGGCACCACUCGAUAUCAAAGACAGACGAUUCAGCUGAGACAUCUGAGUUGGAGACUAUAAGUGACAUUGGAGAUGCAGUACAAACUAAAGCAGCAAAUAACGGAGGAAGUUUGGGUAAGAAGAUGAGAGCCAUUUCCCUUACCAUGAAGAAGAAGAUGGGUAAAAAGUACAUCAAGGCACUCUCUGAGGAGAUGAAUGAAGAAGGAAAAGAUGACAGUGAUCCUGGUGGUGGAACACACACAGAGAAGGUCUCCCUAAAAACCAGUGACUCUAUGGAAAGUCUCUAUAGUCUGAACAGUGGCCAGAGCUCAUCUAGUGGGGUGACCAGCUGCUCAGAUGGAACAAGCAACAGGGACAGCCUCCGGUUUGAUGACGAAGUCCCUUACACUGGGCCCUUCUGCGGUCGAGCCAAAGUUCACACGGACUUCACACCAAGUCCUUAUGACACCGACUCUCUGAAAAUCAAAAAAGGAGACAUUAUAGAUAUCAUCUGUAAAACCCCCAUGGGCAUAUGGACAGGCAUGCUGAACAACAAAGUAGGAAACUUCAAGUUCAUUUAUGUGGAUAUUAUCUUGGAAGAGGAAGCUGCACCCAGAAAGAUAAAGCCGCACAGAGGAAGCAAAAGGACCAAGCCUAAAACACUGCAAGAGCUCCUGGAUUGUGUCCACCUGCAGGAAUAUGCUUCAACCCUCUUGCUAAAUGGAUAUGAAACUCUAGAGGACUUAAAGGAUCUACAGGAGAGCCACCUGAUAGAAUUAAAUGUUUCAAACCCAGAAGACAGGGCAAGAUUGUUAUCAGCAAUUGAAAAUCUACAGGACUAUGACAUUGAACAACAGCAGAAAAGUGAGGGUGACCAGGAAACGCAGAGCUUAAGCCCUCACCACGGCUUUGACAAAUCACUGUUAAAUGACUGUCCAAGAGAUUCUGGCUGUUACAUCUCAUCAGAAAAUUCAGAUAAUGGUAAAGAAGAAGGAGACCCAGAAACCCUGUCUGACAUGGUGCAGUCAAUAACAAUCACUGAGUCAAACUGAUACAGUCCUGCUGCUUUUCUGCAGAUUUUCAGAAAAGACAAGCAGAUUUGCAGUGUGAUGGGACAGAAGGAGAACACACAAUAUUUUCAGCACCGAAAAUCUACUUCUGUCUGAUGUAUGAUGCUCUAGACUGUCUAAUAUGUGGACACCCAAUAGCUAAAUAUUAGCUGAUAAGAAGAAUAUCUCAUGCUUUUCUUUUCAAUGAAUCCACAGACAUUUCACUGAAAGAGUUUAUACACAUGUAUUUAUAAAGAUUUGUACAGCAAAUGCAUUUUUCUUCAUAAUACUGAAUUGUUUUAGGUAGUGGUACAUAAUAUGGACAUGUUCAUUUCUGGAACUGUCCAAAAUGUAAAUAUUGUACAUAUUUAUUUUAAAAAUAUAAGGAUUAAUCACACUGUCUCUAUUUUCAGGUGUGUUUUGUUGAAAUUUGUACAGAAUGUUUUUUCACUGAUAUAUCAUCAUAAUAAAAAGGUGGAUACAUUCUCAUCCCACUUUGAAAAGCACCAAGCUAAUUCUCAUUGAUAUUAAAGCUGUUUCAUCUCAUUCUUAUCCAAAACAGGCUCUAAAGUAGACUAAUCUCUCCUACAUGUCAUCCUGGAGGUACAAAAGAACUGUAGUAUGAAUUUGAAUCAAGCUCUCUGUGUUCAUUCUAUUUUAGAGAACAUAGCCAUCUGAAUGGCUCAUGCACAGGCAAUUUCUUUAUUGUUAUGUUCACACCUGUUCUCAUUCUUUCCAAGCAUUAUAUCGAGGAUGCAAGCUUGGAGCAAGAAGAAAAUCAGUAUCAAUGCAAUGCUUUUAUGACCACUUUUUGUGAAACUCUUGCCUUUUGUGCGUGGUGUGAAGUUUCUUACUAGAGUAUUUGUUUGUAUACAGAACUCAGAAGCUAAUAUGGUUAUUGUGCACUAUUGUCUUUUAUAUGAGAUUUUAUUGUCAUUUCCCACUAUAUUUUGCACUGGAAUACACAUUUUAACCACCUGUCUUCUUUUAGAGUACUUCAUUCAAUAAUAAACAGAAUCAUGUGUUUGAGCCCCUUAAAAA
Messenger RNA from Columba livia (rock pigeon), 9333 nucleotides. It is a transcript of the gene SAMSN1, whose product is annotated as SAM domain, SH3 domain and nuclear localization signals 1. The record is from RefSeq and is a predicted model, not a curated record. The coding region runs from base 7387 to 8295 and encodes 302 amino acids. Lineage: Eukaryota; Metazoa; Chordata; Aves; Columbiformes; Columbidae. The transcript is spliced from 8 exons. Gene Ontology annotation, molecular function: phosphotyrosine residue binding. Gene Ontology annotation, cellular component: cytoplasm; nucleus. Gene Ontology annotation, biological process: negative regulation of peptidyl-tyrosine phosphorylation; negative regulation of B cell activation.